Messenger RNA from Xiphophorus maculatus (southern platyfish), 3734 nucleotides. It is a transcript of the gene mul1, whose product is annotated as mitochondrial E3 ubiquitin protein ligase 1. The record is from RefSeq and is a predicted model, not a curated record. The coding region runs from base 109 to 1167 and encodes 352 amino acids. Gene Ontology annotation, cellular component: mitochondrion. The transcript has 5 exons. Gene Ontology annotation, biological process: protein ubiquitination; organelle organization. Gene Ontology annotation, molecular function: ubiquitin-protein transferase activity. NCBI's taxonomy places the organism in Eukaryota, Metazoa, Chordata, Actinopteri, Cyprinodontiformes, Poeciliidae.
CUGCUGGCUAACAGCAGAAUUGCAAAUAUUCAACUGUGCAGAACUGGUCAAAAGCUACUCCUGUCAACGAAGGUGAACAAAGUGGUCCUAAAUGACUCAAAUCCCAGGAUGGAGUCGAAUGGAAAACCUUCAGUGGCGGAGAUGGUGGUUUUAGCCACCAGCUCUGCACUGACUGCCGUGUUUUAUUCCAUUUACAGAAGCAGAGCUAAAACUGCUACCCGUUUAAAGGAAGCUAAAAAAGUCUCCAUUGAUCAGAAUUUAAAAGCCAUCCUGUCUGAAACCCCUGGGAGAUGCGUCCCUUAUGCCGUCAUAGAAGGUUUGGUGAGAUCAGUGAAGGACACUCUGAACAGCCAGUUUGUUGACGACUGCAAAGGAGUCAUCGAGAGGCUGACACUGAAAGAGGAGAAGAUGGUGUGGAAUCGCACCACUCACUUAUGGAAUAGCACAGAGAAAGUCAUCCACCAGCGCACCAACACCGUCCCGUUCGUGCUCGGGUCUUACGACGAAAACAUCUCCACCGCUGUGCGGGUCGUGCGCCCCUUAGACGCGGCAGAGCUGGACCUGGAGACCACCUACGAGAACUUUCACCCCACAAGCCAGUCCCUGUUCAACUUCAUCAGCCAAUUCAUCAGCGGAGAGCAGCCCAAAGGUAUCCACGAAAUGGAAGAAAUGCUGCGCGUGGGCGACAGCGUGACGGGCGUGGGCGAGCUGGUCCUGGACAACGACCUGAUUAAGCUGCAGCCGCCCAAGCAGGGCUUUUGUUACUUCCUCACCCGGCAGAACUACGAGUUCCUGCUGAGGAAACAGGUGAACGCCGGGAGGGUGUGGAGGAUCCUGUCCUUUGUGUUCGGGCUCGCCGCCUGUUCCACGCUCCUCUACAUUCUGUGGAAGUGGUACGUUCACUACCGGGGGAGUAGGAAGCGGCGGCGCGACAUGGAGGAGUUCAAGGAGCAGCAGAAGAGGCUCAUGCGUGAGCUCCAGAUACAGGAGAGCAGCGUCCGUGCCACCAGCUGCGUUGUGUGUCUGAGCCGGGAACGCUCUUUCGUGUUUUUGGAGUGCGGUCACGUGUGUGCCUGCGCCCCCUGCUAUAAGGCACUGCCAGAGCCAAAGAAAUGCCCCAUCUGCAGGGUGACUAUCGACAGAGUGGUGCCUCUUUACAACAGCUAAAUUUGCAGUUAGUCGGAAUUUCUCAGGCUUGAAAAGGGCGCUUUACACGAGCAACGAUGGUGACAAGUCACCUAUGCUGAACUGGAGUCGAAUGUUGAAAUCAAAUUUGUAAGCUAAUUCAUAUUGAUUAAAAAAUUGUGUCAUCUGGAGAGAGAAAAUUGAAUCACUUUGUGCUCCGGCUUACAAAUAUUGAUCCGAUUCUUGGCCCCACUUCCACAACAAUCUGUUAAAAGCAGCAUAGAGGACUUUACACUGGAGGGACUUCACCCUUGUAGUCAUUAAAGCCUUACAUUUGGUCAGCACCUCUCACUCUUUUACUCUUGUUAAAAUUACUGAUACUGACUAUUUUGGCUGUCAUCUUCAUACAUACAGGGGAUCUAAAAUGUGCACUAAACUCCUUUUAAGCUGGGAAAAAGUACUGUUGGUGGGAAAUGCAAAAUUUGAAGUUGUAGUAACAUGGUUCCUUCAACUAGUCCUGGUUGAAGUGCUUUAGUCUGGUAGGAGCCACCUAUUAUUCUCAAAUUUACCUACUCAAUUGUGCAAAUGUGUAACUAUAUAUAACUAGUUACACGUUCAAACUGUAACUAGUUAUGUAUUGUUUAUUUAAAUGUCAUUGUGCUUUAUUUGUGCACAAUGACAUUAAAGGAAUUCUGAUUCUGAUAAAGCUUCAGAUUUCCUGUCAAGUUCUGGGCUCAGUCUAACGUAAUUCCAAAACUUGAAUUUUUUUUCCAGUGAUUAAUUAUUUUGAUAUUUCCUUGAACUCCAAUCCUGGAGCUGUUUAUAAUUCCAACCACUUGGAUUUAAAAUCUACAGUUUUAUCUGAAGAAAAAUCACUCCCCAGCGUAAGGCUGCCACCUCCAUGUUUUACUGUGGGUAUAGUGUAAUGGUUAGCUUAAUUAGACCGUAGCACAUUCAGGGUUCCUACUCCUUUAUCAUGACAGAGAGAAAACAUGGACAUUUGAUUUGACAUGUUGAACAAAACUCUUCUUAACCAGUUUCACUUUUACAAUUUUAAUAAAAAAAUUGUUGCUUGCUUUCAAUCGGAACUAUUUUAGUCGUCCCUUAUGCGAGCUGUGCAAUGGAGUAUUAGGGUCAGAAUACAAGAAUCUUUGUUUAAUCAUGAAAAUAUAGUCAUGUUAGCAGAAUAUAGACACAAGGAUGUUUUAAUGAGGAAAAAAAGCUUGGAAAAUUAAUUUUAUGUUAUUCUUUGUGUUUGAGGUCUCAAAAAUGACUACCUCAUUUCCUAAUAUUCCAAAUUUAGUUUGGCAAUAUUAAGGCAUUAAACAACAUAAAAAUUAGAGUAGAGUAGAGAUGACCUGAAUUCAAAAUCCAAAUAUAUAAAAGCUGUAGAUAAAAAAACAAGAUGGUGGCCUUGGGCGAGCUGACUUCACUAUGAACUAUGGAAACCCAAGGAGUUCAUUGUUGAAAAGAAAAAUCCAGAUUUUCCAUAAACCAAAAAUUUCUUUAAUCGAUAAGAUUGAUUUAACAUCCAGCUGUCUCAUAUUUUCUUCAAACACUAUACCAUACCACCUUUAUUUGUAGAGCACUUUAAAUGUCCGUAAGACCAAAGUGCUGUACACAAUUUGAUCUACAAUCGCCUCAUUGUGCAAUGAUAAGCAAUAAAAUCAGAAAACUGUCUUUUUUAAAAUAAAUACAACAGUUAUACUAUCAGUCAAGAUAAAAACUAAAUUAAAUAAUAAAAAAAUAAAAGUAAAAGUCAACAUCUCAGAUGGUCUCAAAGGCCAGGGAGAAGAGAUUGGUUUUAAGGAUUUAAAAACAGACGGCCUGUCCAAAAGGUCAUUCCUUUAUUUAGGAGAUGCUGUAUCAAAACCACGGCCUUCUCUAAGUUUACACGUCGUCUUGAGCACACUCAGACAGAACAGGAGGGUGUGUAUUGAUGUAGCAGCUCUGGCAGGUAGAUUAGGUCAAGGUCAUAGACAGUUUUAAAAGCACAAACAUGUUUUAAAAUGAUAUAAAGAGGGUUUUAACAAGGCAGUAGUUGAACAGUUUGCCUUUUUGGGCAACCAGGUUGUUGCAGCUUUUUUAUUGCCCCUGCCAAUACAUUUGUAAGUUGGACUUCUAAGGCUGGAAAGGACCAUGUUAAGAAAAAAAAUUAAUUACAAUAAAUUCGUAAUAUUACAAAUAACGUCAUGAUAUGAGAAUAAAGUUGCAAUAAUAUGAGAAUAAAAUCAUAAUGUUGAGGAUAAAAUCAUAGUAUUUCAAGUACAAAUUCAAUAUUCUUAAUAUUAUGAGAAUAAAGUGAAAUUAUUACUAAAAUGUGAUAUUAUGACUUAUGUUAUUUGAUUUUAUUUUCAUACAACUUUAUUCUUGCAAUAUUUUGACUUUAUUCUUGUAAUCUUUUAUUUUCUUAUCGUGGCCUUAAUAACCCAUCAUGGUAAAGGUUAAAAAGAAAUUGUGAAAUUAUUUAUCAUAGUGUACGUUUUAUAUCGUUUUAUAUCCACUCCAUGUCACAUCAAUGACAUCUAUAACAAAGAAAAUAUGCUACAUGGUUGGGUUAGUUUUGUCUAUGGACAAAACUAUGCAAAUAAAAACGGCUUUAUAACCAA